AAGGUUGGGAGGUAAUACACUAUUUUCUCUGUUAUAUAAAAUAAAAUAUAUUGAGCUAAAACUAAAACCCUAAACCCUAUCAACACUGUAUCUAUAUCCUCCCAUAGCUCCCAGAUCUCUCCUUUUUCUCCUUUUCUACAAUUCUACAAUAAUAAUGGCUUCAAGGUGUAGCAGAAUUAUCAAUAUGACUUCCAUUUCUACUAUCAGAUCCGCCAUUAAACUCAAUUCCAAAUCAGCUUCUUCUACGACGUCGUUACCCAGUUUUUCUGCCUCAACCAGAUCUGCUUCGUCACCUCUCCGCCGUUUAUCCUUUUCAAGAAUUCCAUCAGAGCUGGGAGGAUUGCAGUCAAUGUUGCCACUACACAAUGCAGUUGCUACGGCGAGGAUGACGUCAUGCCUGAGCUCAACAUCAAGGAGUUGCAGAGCUCUUUCUCAGGAGCUGGGUCUCUCGGUACCAAGGUGACUUUGUUAGCAGACUGUUAAAGAAAGUUGUCAACUCUGACCGGAAAGACAAGAUUUGCGUAGGCAAGACAGUUCUGUUUAAUGACUGCUCAAACUUUAUAUACGUGGUAAACAAUAUUUGAAUGUAUUGAACUUUCAGCUGGUUUUGCUGUUAAUCCUGAUGUCCAAAACCUUCAAUACUAGGAAAAUUGCUGCGGAAUAAUCCUUAUUUCGUUAUUUAGUUAUUGGGCCAGUUUGUUAUUCUGAAAUGGAAGAGGUUGAGUUGUAUCA
Capsicum annuum is the source of this 732-nucleotide messenger RNA. RefSeq names its product protein NONRESPONDING TO OXYLIPINS 2, mitochondrial. NCBI's taxonomy places the organism in Eukaryota, Viridiplantae, Streptophyta, Magnoliopsida, Solanales, Solanaceae. The record is from RefSeq and is a predicted model, not a curated record. Bases 155 to 463 code for a protein of 102 amino acids. The transcript has 3 exons.